AUAUUUACGUUCUCACCAAACAUAUUUACAUUUCUUGAUAAUUAUUACGAAACGUAUAAGCAUAUUUUUGCUAUACUUUCGCUGACCAUCAUUUCCUGUUUACGACCCAAAUUCUGUUUAGCCCAUUUCCGAUCGAUGCACGCGCGACCCAAAAGUGCUGACAUAGCGUCUGCAUUGAAUGUACGGUCACAUUGCACUGCAUGUGAUGAUCGCUGCUCACACACUUUACUAAUUUUUAAUAUAAGUUUUCAGUUCAGUCGUUAAGAAGUAGUCAAUAAGAAUUGAAGUUGGAUUAAGAAGACAUAGUCUUCCCGACAAAUAAUAAUUUAAGAAUAGAAGUUGGAUUAAGAAGACAUAGUCUUCCCGACAAAUAAUAAUAAAUAAACAAAAAAGUUAUAUUAUAAAAAUAAAAUUCUUUUUAAAAUAAAAAUAUAAAAAGUAUUUUAUUAACUGGCGCCCGAGCUAAAGUCGCGAGAAUUUAAAUAAAAAAUUUUUCGUGAAAACCCUUGCCUGUAGUGUCCGUCCGCAGGCAACCGCGCGAUAAAGUGUCGUUACCGAAUCCCGAGUAGCAACAUAAGCAAAAGGGACGAAAUUCGAGCGAUCGGUGCGGUAAAUAGAAAGAAAAAAAAAAAACAAACAAACAAACAAAUAAUGACAUUCUUUUAAAAAUUAAAUUAUGAGAAACAUUUUUGUGCAUAAAAAAGCAAACAGCAAGCAGCAAUAAAAACAAGCACAACAACAACUGGAGUAGUAACAAUAACCGCAGCAACAGCUACUGAAACAGCUACAACAACAACAACAACUGGAGUAGUAACAAUAACCGCAGCAACAGCUACUGAAACAGCUACAACAGCAACAACAACGUCAUUAAACCGCAACGAGAAAUUUCUGCAACAGCAACAGCAGCAAGUAAUAAAACAAUGCAGCAGGUCUACCUAAUAUUAUUCUUCCUAACUUGUGUGGCGACGGAGGUCCAAAUCUUGGAUUAUACGUCUUCAUACGUUAUCACGAUCAGUAGAGGUACAGCUAAAAUUCAGCAAGGAACUUUUACUAUUUUACAUCCAAUAGACCUGGCACAGUACGCAAUGUCCAUAUCCAACACCCAUACAUUUAUCCAACAAAACAUCCCAAAUCACCACAACCUAUAUCCUAUCCUGACCCACGAAUUAAGACUUACCGAAAAUAUUUUAGAAAAUAUAACACCCACUAUAAAAAAUAAAAGGGCAAUAAAUGCCAUAGGUACUAUUUGGAAGUACGUCGCAGGAUCACCAGAUCACGACGACUUUGAAAUAAUAGCUAAUAAUAUAAACGAUCUAAAUAAAAAUAAUAAUAAACAAGUUUAUGUAAACGAAGCUUUUAAUAAAAGAUUAAAUAACCUGACAAAUAUGGUAAAUAAAAUUUCAAAUGCCAUAAGAAAAGAUGUAUUAUUAGAAAACGAAAUAGUUAUAAAUUUACAAAACAGGGUAAGAUUAAUAAAAGACGAAUUGAUAAAUAUUCAAAAUGGAAUCGAAUGGGCAAAACUUGGAAUUGUAAACCCAUCAAUAUUAGACAAAAAAGAAAUCGAAAUUGCUUUAAGUAAAAUUAGAGAAGAAAACAUUAUGUUUGUGAGUCCCGAAGAUGCACUCCAAUUUGCUAAAGUAUCUGUCCUAUACAGUACUAAUAAAAAAAUUAUCUAUUUGAUUAAGGUUCCGUUAACAAAAAAGGAAACCUAUGAAAACAUAAUUUUAAGACCGGUAAAAAAGGAAAACUCUAUAAUUAAUUUAGAAUUUAAGCGAAUUUUAAAAAACGGAAAAACUAUCUAUGGUAUAGUAAAUGAUUGUGAAAAUUUUAAUAAUAUAAGAAUUUGUAAAGAUGAUCAAAUAAAGAAUAUUUCAGAUACAAAAUGUAUUCCUAAUCUUAUAAGUGGUCAAAAUUCUACAUGUGUAAUGAGCAAUAAUCAUCACAUCCCAUUAAUCGAAGAAAUCGAAUCUGGCGUUAUCCUACUAAAUAAUUACAACGCAUCUAUUUAUAUCGAUGAAACGAUGCGAAAUCUUUCUGGCACGUUCCUUAUUAAAUUUCAUAAUAGCACUAUUAAAGCUAACAAUAAAAUUUUUAGUAACAUAGAGGCCUCACCUCUACAAAUGAUUCCUGCAUUAAUGCAGCCUACUCCUUUUGAAAGUGACCGCAUUAACUUACUAUCACUCGAAGCUCUCAAUGAAUUACAGAUUAAUAAUACGGAGGUUAUUUCAACCAUACAAAAACAUCUGAAAAUCGGAGGAUGGUCAAUUUCUGUUAUUCUUAGUCUAAUUAUCGUUUCCAUUGCAUGUUUGAAAUUUUUCCUCAGAAAUACCAAAGAAAUUACUGUUUGGGAAUCUCAAAUUCCACGCACUAGUCUAGAGCCCCAUACGGAAAUAAAAUUAUCAUCUUGUAUUGAUAUUCCCAAGCCAAUAGAAUUAGAAGCUCCUAGCAAACCACCAAGACUAAAUAAUAUCCCCUUUUUCUAAAAUGAUUGAGGACAAUCAAAUUAAGAAGGGAGGAGUUAACACAAAACAUAUUUACGUUCUCACCAAACAUAUUUACAUUUCUUGAUAAUUAUUACGAAACGUAUAAGCAUAUUUUUGCUAUACUUUCGCUGACCAUCAUUUCCUGUUUACGACCCAAAUUCUGUUUAGCCCAUUUCCGAUCGAUGCACGCGCGACCCAAAAGUGCUGACAUAGCGUCUGCAUUGAAUGUACGGUCACAUUGCACUGCAUGUGAUGAUCGCUGCUCACACACUUUACUAAUUUUUAAUAUAAGUUUUCAGUUCAGUCGUUAAGAAGUAGUCAAUAAGAAUUGAAGUUGGAUUAAGAAGACAUAGUCUUCCCGACAAAUAAUAAUUUAAGAAUAGAAGUUG
This is a messenger RNA of Bactrocera dorsalis (oriental fruit fly), 2872 nucleotides long. RefSeq lists its product as uncharacterized. The record is from RefSeq and is a predicted model, not a curated record. Bases 921 to 2483 code for a protein of 520 amino acids. The transcript has 2 exons. Lineage: Eukaryota; Metazoa; Arthropoda; Insecta; Diptera; Tephritidae.